This is a messenger RNA of Anneissia japonica, 1209 nucleotides long. RefSeq lists its product as uncharacterized. NCBI's taxonomy places the organism in Eukaryota, Metazoa, Echinodermata, Crinoidea, Comatulida, Comatulidae. The record is from RefSeq and is a predicted model, not a curated record. The coding region runs from base 1 to 1209 and encodes 402 amino acids. The transcript has a single exon.
AUGAGAAACAAAGAAUCUUAUGAUCAGAAUGUCCAAGAGGUUGAAGGACAAGAAGGGUGUGUACAUGUAUUGGGAAUUAAGAAGUCUUCAUUGUUGAAUGAUUGUGUAUAUUUCCAUGUACUAUCAAAUUUUUCUUUAGAUCUUAUGCAUGAUAUUCUAGAAGGAGUUGUGCAGUAUGAGAUUAAGUUAGUUCUUAGAUAUUUUAGCUGUGAAAUACACCCCUCAUUGUUCACUUUGGAAAACUUGAACCGACGUGUAGCUAGUCAUAGUUUUGGAUUUACAGACAGGAAAAAUAAACCAUCAUAUAUUAAACUUAACUCCACUAGUAAUGACAUUGGUCAGAAAGCCAUGCAAGCUUGGUGUUUCAUCAGGCACCUUCCAUUUAUAAUUGGACAUGAUAUUAAAGAUGAUGACCCAUAUUGGGAACUAUUACUCAAAUUACUUGAUUGUAUGGAUAUUAUCUUUUCUCCAAGAAUAACACCAGGUCUUAUAGCUCAACUUCGUAUCUUAAUUGAGGAUCAUCAUAAUCAUUUUCGUUCAACCUUUCCUGAUAAGAAACUGUUGCCGAAACACCACUUCAUGGUACAUUAUCCAACGUGUCUGGAAAACAUUGGUCCUCUUUUGCAUGUUUGGUGUAUGCGAUAUGAGGCAAAGCAUGAAUAUUUUUGUAGGGUGGCAGACACUGCUCGGAAUUUCAAGAACAUUUGUAAAACAGUUGCAAAACAACACCAAAUGACCCAGAUAUACCAAUUAAAAUCUGAUCAACCAUUGGAAAAUUUAGAAGUUGGUCCUGGAUUGUCCAUCCUUUGUUCUUAUUUAGAAGAAAUUUGUGUUGAGACAGUUGUUGAGACGAUUCCAGGUGUUACUCGUUUCACAGAGAUCUUCAGUGCCAAUUGGGUCAAUUUGUGUGGAACUAUUUAUCAGCCAUUGCUACUACUUUGUUAUGAUGUGAAAGAGUUACCGAUGUUUGGUCAAAUUCAGCACAUCCUAAUAUAUCAAGAAAAUGUCUAUUUUGUAUUGCAAGUUUGGGAAACAUUAAAUUACAACAGCCAUUACCAUGCUUUUUCAAUCAAAACAAAACAUCCAUUAUGCUAUGUUGUUAAAUCUCAAGGUGAACUGGUGGACCAUUAUCCGUUAGAUGUCGUGUCAAGUUUAUUAAAAAGUGCACAUGUGCAGUACGUUGCUCCAAGACAUGUGUUGUUCAAAUAG